Messenger RNA from Strongylocentrotus purpuratus (purple sea urchin), 3087 nucleotides. RefSeq lists its product as uncharacterized. The coding region runs from base 853 to 1272 and encodes 139 amino acids. Lineage: Eukaryota; Metazoa; Echinodermata; Echinoidea; Camarodonta; Strongylocentrotidae. The record is from RefSeq and is a predicted model, not a curated record. The transcript has 5 exons.
UUUCUAAUUCAUUUAAAUAAUUGCAUUUUCCCUAAUAUUAAUUUUGUAAUAAUCUGGUGGUAUUGCGACUAAGGCUAAUUCUCGGCUCCUCUUCUCGCCGAUAAUAUCGAUCUCACGAGAUACUAGCUAGUAAGCUCUUCGUGAAACGGUUUAGGAAGAUCAGAGACAUCUCCGUAGUUGGCGGAUAAAGUUAUGACUGUCUUGUCGUUGGUUUCUAGGAACGAGCCCCAGGUAGCUAGCAGGCGGGUAUCCGACCGCGCGCUAGUAAUACAGUACAGCUGAUCAAUUCCAAUACGCUGCUUUCACGUAAAGUAUAACACACAGAGCUCAUAUCAGAUUAUCACCGGCGCCGAUCGAACGCUAAAUAGACAGCUACAGUCCAGACAAGCUUUGAUUGAAAUACGAUAACGAGAUCGAGAUUGGAAAAGGAGCUCGAGGUCACGGACGAUGGCCGACUCGGACUCAGCUAGUGCUAAGCCUAAGGACAAGGCUAAGGCUACGCUAAAUCGGAAUAAGACUAAGUAAGACGGUAAGAGGAAGGAGAGAAACAAGCAAUGGCAGCUCGACCAUCCGGCCCAGAGGAGGCGCGGGAGUGGCUGUGAACAAGGCCAGGGUACGGCGGAGAAACUUCGCGAGCUGCAGGCGGCCUUCUCGUUGCCGAGUCUAGAGGAUGCAAUAGACAUGCCAGCUCACUGAGAGAUAUGAAGAACAGACAACACAAUCCAUCCCCAGCGAAGAAAUUCCAAGCAGCAGUAGGGGAAUUAGCAGGUGAAUAGUACAAGUCACCUUUGACCGCAAAUUCAUGGAGAACUUGGCCUACUCUGCUGAUUUGCUCGCUUCAGGCACACCAGCAUGCUCGAGUGUUUCCACAACCAUAUACUGAUGUAUGCUUCCAAGCGGUAUUCCUUUGACUACCCAGCAAACCGGGCAAGGAAUUUGCUUGCGGUCAUCGACUACAUGGCACACAAGGACAGGCCGGACCAGAUUGAUGAACAAGGCAAUACAAAAUAUGUUGCAGUAUGGUCAAAGCGUGCCAACAACUACGUGGCCCGGAAGGAGAAGGUCCCCAAGACCUACCCCUACAUGUAUGUACAAGGACUCAUCGGUGCGAUACUGGAACGCAGAGAACAGGACCAAGGACCACUGUUCUCGAAGGCUGUUCUGCUCCCUGAUGACCCUAGACACACAAGGCCCCGGCUUGCACCAUUUCCUCCACCACAAGUUGAUGUGAUCCUAGCCAGGAGACUAGGCCGAUUAGAGAAAUCCAUGUAAUCCUCUGUAGUGAACAUUUGGGAUUGUCUGACUUGAGAACUGCUUUUUUUCGAGCAGAGACUAAGGGAUCCAAAUGGCAUCCUUCCGUCCAUCCUCCGUGACUGUACACAAAUUUGAAUGAAGUCUAAUGUGAAAUCUUACCUGCAAAAAUCAAUUAGGGUUGCUAACUUUCCAACCCUGCAUCUGUUUGUAACCAUACUUGAUUGGUAGAUGCCCUUUAUUGGCCUCCAUGAUAUUCUGGAGUUGAAGGUCACAUAAGUAGGUCAAAGGUCAAAUGAGGUUCAUUGUUGCAUGAUUGCAUGCAAGACUCUUAAUCGCCUCGAUUUAAUUUGUCCAUGUGGCAUGUUUUUAGGCUAUCUUGAGGAUUGGUUGGAACUUAACAUUUUGUGGUCCGGAGGUAAAAGAUUGCAUGGCUUAGCAUUACGAGCAUGUAUUCUUGAUAUGUCAGAGACCCUUUGACAAAAUACCACCAAACUUGAUACUAGAGUGUCCCUGGGGAUCAUGGGGAUGUGGUUAUCUGGAGAAAAAAAAUCACAUAACACAUGAUAUACAUGUACCAGAAAUAAAUUGUUAUUGUUGCUAGAUUAGCCACCAUGCUUGGCACUUGUAUAUUGUAUUACAAUAAGAGGUUGGCAAGUUUACAAAUGGAAGAAAUGUAGGAAUAUAAAAGACAAAUUGUGACAUCAGUGUAUAAAAGCUCUAUGUGAUUUAUACAAUUCAUAAUUUGUGAUAAAAUCAGUGCUUGCUCAUGUGGAAAUGGUGGAUAUUUCAAUUUGUAUCUAUUUGGCAACCUAUAUUCCUUGAAGAAGUUACGGUAGUAAUUAUAAAAUUUACAGCCAAGAGGUCAAACCAUGAGUCAACAAUGUGUUUGGUUUUAGUGACUGUGCAUGUAACUGAGGUGACAGUCGAUCAUGAAAAAGACUAUACUUCGGAACCUGUUGAAAAUCAACAUGGACAGAAGAAAGAUUUGUAGAAUAUCUUAUUGUAAAUAGUCUUCAUUUUUUGUUUAAUGCAAUCAAUGUGACUAAAAUAAUGCAAGCGAAAAAGAGAAAUGAUCACAAGACAGCAAAACAGUUGGUUUCAUGCAUCAUUUGAAUCAAUGAACGUGAAUCAGCUCAACGCCAAAGUAUUGCGGUUCAAGGUUAUACCAUCAAGAGAUAUGCUGCCUGUAACUACUUUGUAGUUUGAAAGGGUGUAUAAAGGAAUAAGGAUACAGUUGGGCAGGCGAGUCUUUCUGUUGGUCUAUUGUAAAAAACUGGGUCAAAUUUUUUCCAAUUUUUUUGCAAAUUGUAAUAAAACUUGGUAUACCGAUUGACCCGAGGGUGUGCAAGACACAUUUGUUGUGUCUGUCUGUUAAGGUACCUCCAUGGUAACCAAGCUUUGCACAAAGAAUACAAUUUUGUUUUAAUAAUCUUGUGGAGCAUAUUCUUUCCAAGUUUUAGCAAUUUUAUAGUUUUGGUAUCUUUGAUGAGGCAUUAUAAUAACAGUAUAAAACUCAAUGCAUGUGCAGUGUGUAAAAUAAGUAUGUGAGCAAACUAUUGGAAGUAGUUUGAUCGAUUCAUAUGAAACUCAGUACACACAACGCAGAAUUGUCUUUUGUGUGCGUAUAGGACAUGACCAGUUUUGAAAUGUCUGUGCUAUUUUUUUGAAAAACCUUAUGUUGGAUGUUAAUCACUUGAGGUGAUAUUCAUAGUCGAGCAUUAGGGAAGAUGAAAGACAUAUAUGUACCUAACUAUACUUAAUUUUGUGCUGAAACUGAUAUGAUUCAGGAUUUGAGAUCGAUAUGGAGUAUGUAUACAUGUAUACUCGUACACA